Messenger RNA from Microthlaspi erraticum, 1374 nucleotides. Lineage: Eukaryota; Viridiplantae; Streptophyta; Magnoliopsida; Brassicales; Brassicaceae. The record is from the annotation of a GenBank genome assembly.
AUGGCACCUUCGUUAUCACCAAUUAGAUCGCACCACGUGGCAGUAAUCGGAGCUGGAGCCGCCGGAUUAGUCGCGGCGAGAGAGCUUCGACGGGAAGGUCACUCGGUGGUCGUCUUCGAGAGGCAGAAACAAGUCGGAGGAACCUGGAUUUACACCGAUCAUGUCGAGCCGGAUCCGUUAAGCGUUGACCCGACCCGACCCGUCGUUCACUCGAGCGUCUAUGGCUCUCUCCGGACGAACCUCCCUCGAGAGUGUAUGGGAUACAGAGACUUCCCGUUCGCGAUCCGAUCCGGCGUCUCGGAAUCCAGAGAUCCGAGGAGGUUCCCGAGCCACGGUGAAGUUCUGGCGUAUCUGCAGGAUUUCUCUAAGGAGUUUGGGAUCGAGGAGAUGAUUCGGUUCGAGACGGCGGUUGUGCGUGUUUCUCCGGCGGCGAAAAGCGACGGCGAUGAAGGAAUCGGAAAAUGGAGAAUCGAAUCUACAGAGAAGGAGAAGAAAACUCAUCGCGAUGAGAUUUACGACGCUGUUGUUGUUUGUAAUGGACAUUACAUUGAGCCUCGUCUCGCUGAAAUUCCUGGGAUAAGUUCUUGGCCAGGGAAGGAGAUGCAUAGCCAUAACUAUCGUCUUCCAGAACCUUUCAAAGAUCAGGUUGUUGUGCUGAUUGGGAACUCUGCAAGUGCUGUUGAUAUAAGCAGAGACAUUGCUGGAUUCGCCAAAGAGGUUCAUGUGGCUUAUCGGUCAAAUCCAGCUGAUACGUUUAUCAAACAGCCCGGUUACAGUAACCUGUGGAUGCAUUCAAUGAUAGAGCGUGUCCAUGAAGAUGGUUCUGUGGUUUUUCAGAACGGGGAAACGAUUCUUGUUGAUGUUAUCAUGCAUUGCACUGGUUACAAGUACCACUUCCCGUUUCUUGAAACAAAUGGAAAUGUUACCGUUGAUGAUAACCGUGUUGGACCGUUGUACAAAGACGUCUUCCCUCCGGCAUUAGCGCCGUGGCUCUCCUUCAUGGGAAUACCGUGGAAGGUUGUACCGUUUCCGUUGUUUGAGCUGCAAGGCAAGUGGAUCGCCGGUGUUUUGUCCGGUCGGAUUAUGCUUCCGUCUAAGGAAGAUAUGAUGGGAGAGAUCAAAUCUUUCUACGCAACACUUGAAGCUCAAGGGAUCCCAAAGCGAUAUACUCAUCAAAUGGGGAAUGCUCAAUUUGAGUACAAUGAUUGGUUGGCUUCACAAUGCGGAUGCUCAGGAACAGAGGAGUGGAGGAAAGAGAUGUAUUUGACGACUGGUGUGAGGAGGAGAGCGCAUCCAGAGACGUAUAGAGACGAAUGGGAAGAUUAUCACUUGGUUUCUCAAGCUUACCAAGAUUUCUCUUUGUAUACACAUUAG